Molecule: messenger RNA, 1687 nt
Organism: Lethenteron reissneri (Far Eastern brook lamprey)
Lineage: Eukaryota; Metazoa; Chordata; Hyperoartia; Petromyzontiformes; Petromyzontidae
Gene: CENPP
Product: centromere protein P
Biological process (GO): CENP-A containing chromatin assembly
Cellular component (GO): nucleus; chromosome, centromeric region
Source: RefSeq, a predicted model, not a curated record
AAGCUUUCGUGACUGCAGGAAUCCAUACUCUGGUUCUUUCGGUAAAGUCACGUAGUUAGAAAAAAAUAUAAAAGAACACGACGUUUCGGUCGCAACACAAGCGUCUGUCAUCGGGUGUGAAAGUGCGCGUGGUGGAACGCAGCUGAGCCGGUACCAUAAAUCAACUGCUCGCGGAGCCGUGGCGCGGAACAGAGAGGGCUAUUAGCUCACGGCGAAAAUUGCGCCGGUCUGACGGUGACGGCGGUUUCUGCGGCAGUGGCUGCUAUUGCGGUGGUGGUGGCAGCGGUGGUGGCGGCGCGCAGCACUGCUACCGACAGGGCCCCCCCCCCCGCCAUGGAGGAGCGAGCGAGGGCAGCGUGGGAGCGGGAAGCAGCGGCGCUGAGGAGCGAGAUCGCGAGGCUGGAACGCGAGGGCCGAGAGGACGACGCGGGGCAGGGGGACGCCGACUCUGAUCAGCGAGCCGCCCUCACCCGUGCCAUGGAGGUGCUGACGCGGCAAUCUGGCCUCGGGGAGCGGUGGGAUGAGGAGAAGCAGCAAGGCCCCACCAUGGAGACUCGGCAUUCCUGGUUGGAGUCCCGGUUGGAGUUCUUGAGCGAGUUGACCGGGAUUCACUUUCACAGCUACACCUGGAGCAAGGAAAUGGCCGUGCCGCUGGCGUGUGGUGCAGGUGUGCAGGGCGCUGUGGGGAAACACCUGUUCUCCGGGGAGUGCUUCUCCUUUUCUUUCCAGCUGCAGUUCGAACUCAACGAAACCACGGUGGAUGGGCAAACUACCGCUUCCGUGUCGCAGCUGGACGUGGCAGUAGACUCGGCUCCCGAUGACCUGGCCAACUUCAUAGCCAGGGCUGAGGAGGAGAAGAGUUUGAUGUUGCUGCUCAGGACCAUCGUGUCGCACAGCCGCUGGUGCGCGCUCCGCCAGAAGACCUUCGCGCACUUCAAGGCACGGUUCCCCGGCGUGGUUCUGCUCCCGGAGGGUGAAUUCGGAUCUACCCUGCUCAUCCAGAACCCCGCCGUGCCGGGGCCCCGCUUCCUCGUGGUGUGGCGGACCGAAGUGCACCCCCACGGCCUCGUGCUGCCCAACAUCCAGCUGCACGUCAAGACGACGCAACGCAUGGAGGAGCAGGGGCUGGGCGCAAUGCCGGAGGAUGCGCCGCGGGCCUUCCAGACCCUCCUGCAGCUGCAGGGCAUCGAGACGGCGCUCGCCUGCUUCGUGCGCAGCGUGCAGCCCGCGGAGUAGCAGCACGCCGUGCCACGCCGUGCCACGCCACGCCACGCCAUGCCACACCGUGCCACGCUGUGCCGUGCCACGCCGUGCCACGCCGUGCCACGCCGUGCCACGCCACGGCAAUCCACGGCGCUCCCUUGCCACGCCGCACAACGUUGUUGCCGUGCCCGUGCCAAGCUAUACUGUCGCCACCUCACACCACACCACGCCAAGCUAUACCGUGCCACCCGAUACACCACACCGCCACACGUACCACGUGACAAUUCACCCGCACUUUCAUUUGACGCUCGUCCAAAUUCGGAGUUGUUCGGUCUCGCUUUUUUCGGUGUUUUUACCUGUCUCUUUUGUAACGUCGCUUGUGUCUUUCGUCGUUGGUUCAUGCGACCCCCGGUGUGUAUCGACACGGCGCAUUUUCUUGCCUUGUUUUUUGUCCGUAAAUAAUAAACAGCGAUCCCCACCCCGU